Messenger RNA from Trichomycterus rosablanca, 1294 nucleotides. It is a transcript of the gene dcun1d5, whose product is annotated as DCN1, defective in cullin neddylation 1, domain containing 5 (S. cerevisiae). Gene Ontology annotation, biological process: protein neddylation. Gene Ontology annotation, cellular component: ubiquitin ligase complex. The record is from RefSeq and is a predicted model, not a curated record. Gene Ontology annotation, molecular function: ubiquitin-like protein binding; cullin family protein binding; ubiquitin conjugating enzyme binding. The coding region runs from base 226 to 924 and encodes 232 amino acids. NCBI's taxonomy places the organism in Eukaryota, Metazoa, Chordata, Actinopteri, Siluriformes, Trichomycteridae. The transcript is spliced from 11 exons.
CGUUGCUAACUUCAGUCAGACUGUGAUUGUGCUGUUGUGAAAAGCAGUUGAACUUAUUGAUUUAGACUCUCCUAACGCUGACUUUCAGGAUAACGUUACGGACUGGAGGACCUAAAGAACGUGUCCCAAACACUGGACAGACUUAAUCUCGUGGACGUGAAUGGACAGAGUGACCGAGUACACACGGAUUCUGUGAGACUUAAUCACCCCUUUGGAAACCCCGUUAUGCCUGUAAAAAAGAAAAGAAAGUCCUCUGGUUCAGAAGACCCCAGCAUCCGGAAGUGCAAAAUUACCAGCUACUGUAGAACCCAGACUCCAGGAAGACUGAUAAACCCUGAAGAUCAGUUCUCCAGCAAAAAGUGCCUCGCAUGGUUUUAUGAGUAUGCAGGGCAAGAUGAUGUGGUAGGACCAGAGGGUAUGGAGAAAUUCUGUGAAGAUAUCGGAGUAGAGCCAGAGAAUAUUGUCAUGUUAGUCUUAGCGUGGAAAUUAGAAGCACCAAAUAUGGGAUUUUUUACUAAAGAAGAGUGGCUGAAGGGAAUGAGCUCACUGCAAUGUGACUGCACCGAGCGGUUACAAGGGAAGCUCGACUACCUGCGCUCUCAACUCAACGAUGCAACCGCGUUCAGGAACAUUUACAGAUAUGCCUUCGACUUUGCCAGGGAUAAAGAUCAGCGUAGUCUAGACAUGGACACUGCUAAAUCAAUGUUGGCGUUGAUUCUUGGAAGAACGUGGCCCCUGUUUCCUGUCUUUCAUCAGUUUUUGGAGCAAUCCAAAUAUAAGGUGAUGAACAAGGACCAGUGGUACAACGUGUUAGAGUUCAGCCGCACUGUAAACUCAGACCUCACUAACUAUGAUGAGGACGGAGCCUGGCCGGUGAUGCUGGACGAGUUUGUGGAGUGGUAUAAAGCCAGACUGACUUCAUAGCGCCACCUGACCACACGUGUAAAAUAUAAGGGCAAAGAGAGCAAAGCACAUCAAUGGAAGCCGUUCCCUCAUCAUCACCAGUCCAAAACAUCACACACGCGCACACACACACAACCAGGACUGCCAUCACGCUUGUUGAGUUGCAGGUGGAUCCGUCGCUACCCACAGACUUUCACAGUGUUAAUUUACUUUUAAAAAGGAAACCAUCAGAUCAGGAGGGAACUGAUUUCAUGUGUGUUACAUCUUUCACAGCAGUUUUAUUGCCAGUGUUGUAUGGUCUGGUGGAGAGAAGUCAUUUGUUCAUGUAAUAUUUUUGUUUUACCUUGUUUAUAGUGUUUUCAAAAGAAAAUAAAGCAAUUGUAUGGAAUUA